This is a messenger RNA of Meriones unguiculatus (Mongolian gerbil), 4687 nucleotides long. It is a transcript of the gene Dmbt1, whose product is annotated as deleted in malignant brain tumors 1. The record is from RefSeq and is a predicted model, not a curated record. NCBI's taxonomy places the organism in Eukaryota, Metazoa, Chordata, Mammalia, Rodentia, Muridae. The coding region runs from base 212 to 4318 and encodes 1368 amino acids. Gene Ontology annotation, cellular component: membrane. The transcript has 32 exons.
ACCACACUGGAGGUUAGGGGAGGAAGGGGGCAUCAGGUGGCGCCUGCCGAGGGUGCAGAAGCCCCAGAGCCCAGCAUGCCGAGAGAGCAGUUCCCACUGUGUCGAUGCAGGUUUGACCCUGAGGCUGGUGAAUGGCGGUGACCGGUGUCAGGGCCGGGUUGAGGUCCUGUACCAAGGCUACUGGGGCACCGUGUGUGACGACAGCUGGGACAUGCAGGAUGCAGAUGUUGUCUGUCGACAGCUCGGCUGUGGCCACUCUGUAUCAGCACCAGGAGGGGCCCACUUUGGCCAGGGCUCAGGGAACAUUCUCUUGGGAGCUGUACACUGCUCAGGAUGGGAACUGUAUCUGUCCAGCUGCCAGCACGAUGGGUGGUACAACCAUAACUGUGGCCACAGGGAAGACGCUGGAGUCGUGUGUUCAGAAGCCUCAUGGAUGACCACAGAAGCAGAGACGACUACUCCACCGCCUACUACCACACUAAUAGGAACGGAAUCUCCUUUGGCUCUGAGGCUGGUGAAUGGAGGAGACAGGUGUCAGGGUCGCGUGGAGGUCCGGUACCUGGGUUCCUGGGGCACCGUGUGUGACGACAGCUGGGACACCAAUGACGCCAACGUGGUGUGCAGGCAGCUGGGCUGUGGCUGGGCCGUGUCUGCCCCAGGCAAUGCCCGGUUUGGACAGGGCUCGGGGCCCAUUGUCCUGGAUGACGUGGCCUGCACAGGACAUGAGCCCUAUUUGUGGAGCUGCUCCCACCGAGGCUGGCUCUCCCAUAACUGUGGACACCAGGAGGAUGCUGGAGUCAUCUGCUCAGCUUCUCCAGGAAUCUAUACCACACCUGCAGAGACGACUACUCCACCGCCUACUCCCACACCAAUAGGAACGGAAUCUCCUUUGGCUCUGAGGCUGGUGAAUGGAGGAGACAGGUGUCAGGGUCGCGUGGAGGUCCGGUACCUGGGUUCCUGGGGCACCGUGUGUGACGACAGCUGGGACACCAAUGACGCCAACGUGGUGUGCAGGCAGCUGGGCUGUGGCUGGGCCGUGUCUGCCCCAGGCAAUGCCCGGUUUGGACAGGGCUCGGGGCCCAUUGUCCUGGAUGACGUGGCCUGCACAGGACAUGAGCCCUAUUUGUGGAGCUGCUCCCACCGAGGCUGGCUCUCCCAUAACUGUGGACACCAGGAGGAUGCUGGAGUCAUCUGCUCAGCUUCUCCAGGAAUCUAUACCACACCUGCAGAGACGACUACUCCACCGCCUACUACCACACUAAUAGGAACGGAAUCUCCUUUGGCUCUGAGGCUGGUGAAUGGAGGAGACAGGUGUCAGGGUCGCGUGGAGGUCCGGUACCUGGGUUCCUGGGGCACCGUGUGUGACGACAGCUGGGACACCAAUGAUGCCAACGUGGUGUGCAGGCAGCUGGGCUGUGGCUGGGCCGUGUCUGCCCCAGGCAAUGCCCGGUUUGGACAGGGCUCGGGGCCCAUUGUCCUGGAUGACGUGGCCUGCACAGGACAUGAGCCCUAUUUGUGGAGCUGCUCCCACCGAGGCUGGCUCUCCCAUAACUGUGGACACCAGGAGGAUGCUGGAGUCAUCUGCUCAGCUUCUCCAGGAAUCUACACCACACCUGCAGAGACGACUACUCCACCGCCUACUCCCACACCAAUAGAUUGGUGGACAACAACUCCUUAUUUUGAUUGGUGGACAACAUCUGCCCCUGUUUACAACGCCUGUGGAGGUUUUCUGUACCGCCUCUCUGGGAACUUUUCAAGUCCACACUACCCCUGGAACUAUCCCAACAAUGCCAGAUGUGUGUGGAACAUUCAGGUCCCCAGCAACUACCGAGUGACUGUGUUCUUCCCAGAUGUGCAGCUUGAAGGAGGCUGCCACUAUGACUAUAUCCUGAUUUAUGACGGGCCCGAACACGGCUCUCCUCUCAUUGCUCGGGUUUGUGAUGGGUUCAACGGAACUUACACCUCCACACGAAACUUCAUGUCUGUAGUCUUCAUCACCGACAGCAUUGUCACGAUGAGAGGGUUCCAGGCUCGCUACUACUCUACCCCUGUCACCGUCAGCCCCACUCCUCCAUGGCUGUUCCCGACCACUGUUGAUUGGUGGACAACAUCUGCCCCUGUUUACAACGCCUGUGGAGGUUUUCUGUACCGCCUCUCUGGGAACUUUUCAAGUCCACACUACCCCUGGAACUAUCCCAACAAUGCCAGAUGUGUGUGGAACAUUCAGGUCCCCAGCAACUACCGAGUGACUGUGUUCUUCCCAGAUGUGCAGCUUGAAGGAGGCUGCUACUAUGACUAUAUCCUGAUUUAUGACGGGCCCGAACACGGCUCUCCUCUCAUUGCUCGGGUUUGUGAUGGGUUCAACGGAACUUACACCUCCACACGAAACUUCAUGUCUGUAGUCUUCAUCACCGACAGCAUUGUCACGAUGAGAGGGUUCCAGGCUCGCUACUACUCUACCCCUGUCACCGUCAGCCCCACUCCUCCAUGGCCGUUCCCGACCACUGUUGAUUGGUGGACAACAUCUGCCCCUGUUUACAACGCCUGUGGAGGUUUUCUGUACCGCCUCUCCGGGAACUUUUCAAGUCCAAACUACCCCUGGAACUAUCCCAACAAUGCCAGAUGUGUGUGGAACAUUCAGGUUCCCAGCCACUACCGAGUGACUGUGUUCUUCCCAGAUGUGCAGCUUGAAGGAGGCUGCCACUAUGACUAUAUCCUGAUUUAUGAUGGGCCCGAACACGGCUCUCCUCUCAUUGCUCGGGUUUGUGAUGGGUUCCACGGAACAUACACCUCCACACGAAACUUCAUGUCUGUAGUCUUCAUCACCGAUGGCAGUGUCACGAGGAAAGGGUUUCAAGCUCGCUACAACUCUACCCCUGUCACCGUCAGCCCCACUCCUCCAUGGCCGUUCCCGACCACUGUUGAUUGGAGGACAACAUCUCCCCCUGAUUACACCUGUGGAGGCUUUCUGACCCAACUCUCUGGACGCUUUUCCAGCCCAUACUACCCAGGGAACUAUCCUAACAAUGCCAGAUGUUUGUGGAACAUUGAGGUCCCCAACAACUACCGUGUGACUGUGGUCUUCAGAGAUGUGCAGCUUGAAGGGGGCUGCAGCUAUGAUUACAUCGAGAUUUUCGAUGGCCCCCACCACAGUUCUCCUCUCAUUGCCCGGGUCUGUGAUGGGGCCUUGGGCUCUUUCACGUCAACAUCCAACUUCAUGUCGAUUCGCUUCAUCACUGAUAACAGCAUCACUCGAAGAGGGUUCCAGGCUGAGUACUACUCAGAAUCCGACAACACCACCACCAGUCUCCUUUGUCUGUCCAAUCACAUGCAAGCCAGCGUGAGCAGGAGCUACCUUCAGUCCUUGGGCUAUUCUGCUAGGGAUAUUGGCAUUCCUGGUUUUAAUGCAAGUUACCGGUGUCAGCCCCAGAUAACACAGCAGCAGGUCACAUUCACUAUUCCCUACACAGGCUGUGGCACUACCAAACAGGUCGACAAUGAUACCAUCAACUACUCCAACUUCCUCACAGCGGCUGUUUCAAAUGGCAUCAUCAAAAGGAAAAGGGACCUCCACAUCCAUAUCAGCUGCAAGAUGCUUCAGAACACCUGGGUCAACACCAUGUACAUCACCAACAACACCGUCGAGGUCCAGGAAGUCCAGUACGGCAAUUUCGACGUGAACAUUUCCUUUUAUACAUCCUCCUCCUUCUUGUACCCAGUGACCAGGAGCCCAUACUAUGUGGGUCUGGACCAGAAUUUGUACCUUCAGGCUGAAAUCCUCCAUUCUGAUGCCUCUUUGGCUUUGUUUGUGGACACCUGUGUGGCUUCACCACACCCCAACGACUUCACCUCUUUGAAGUAUGAUCUCAUCCGGAGUGGAUGCGUAAAGGAUGAAACCUACUGGACCUACUCCUCGCCCUCGCCUCGUGUGUCCCGCUUCAAGUUCAGUUCCUUCCACUUCCUGAACCGCUUCCCCUCAGUGUACCUGCAGUGUAAACUGGUGGUGUGUAGAGCGUACGACGCCUCCUCCCGGUGCAACAGGGGCUGCGUGGUGAGGUCCAAGAGGGACGCAGGCUCCUACCAGGAAAAGGUGGACGUUGUCCUCGGACCCAUCCAGCUGCAACCCCUCAGCAAAGACAAGAGGAACCUGGAUUUGGCAGUGAAGGAUGCGGAGAAGCCAGCCAGCUCCCAGGCAGUCUAUCCCAUGGCUGCCAUCUUUGGUGGAAUCUUCCUGGCCAUGGUCCUAGCUGUGGCAGCCUUCACACUGAAAAAGAGGAGACACAUUGCCCGUGGCCAACCUCUAAGCACUAAGAUGUGACUCAAAACACACCCAGACAUUGGCUCCACGAGCACAGAUUCCCAGAAAAGGUGGAAGAAAUGAGUGUGCAAUGCUUGGCACUCACUGUGACUAGGUUUUCCUUGUCACAAAUGCAUGUCAAAGCACGAUGAAAUGGCAGAGGAGAAUGGUGGUGGUGGGCAUUCUCCCAGAAUCUAAAGAAUGUCAUAGGAAAAAGAGAGCAAUGUCUACAAUCCCACACAACUGUGAGCAGACAAUGGUGGCAGCUGGGCUUUCUCUAGAUAGAACUUCCCUUCACUCCAUGUAUGGCUGAUUUUCUCGAACUGUAGUGUCAAUAGCAGUCUUUUCUUACGACAUGGCAAACUAAAUAAAGAAGCUUUCUCAAGGCAA